Molecule: messenger RNA, 2190 nt
Organism: Fimicolochytrium jonesii
Lineage: Eukaryota; Fungi; Chytridiomycota; Chytridiomycetes; Spizellomycetales; Powellomycetaceae
Exons: 1
Coding region: 1-2190 (729 amino acids)
Source: RefSeq, a predicted model, not a curated record
AUGCAAAAACGCCAAAACACCAUGGAAUUGGCUCCGAAGCGCAUCAAAAAAGCCAAACGUACCGUCCAAAGGGCUGAACCGGGGUCUUUAAAUGUGAUCAAUAACGAAGUGAAUUGCAAUGAAGACCAUAUCGACUUCCCAGUUGCGUUGGACUUGGACAAUAUUUUCGAUAUCGAUCCUAUGAAUUUGAGCAUCGAGCCAUUGGAUUCUCCUUCGACUCAAAACACUCCGACGAUCAACAAGCCCGGUCUCGUUGGCUUGCAGAUGGAUGUCAAUCAAAAUGAAAACGUCAUGAUUGACAACCAAACCGAUGUCAAUAACGAUCAUCCCCAGGUACGUCUGGACGAUGUGCCUGACCGAAUCCUUCCGGGCACUCCGAGUGUCAACCCGCCCGAUAUCCCUAGAUUGCAGAUGAAAGUCAAUGAAAACGAAGAGAUCCAGAUUGACAACAACCAAAUCGCCGCCAACAAUGAUGACCCCCAGGAACGUCACAAAUCUAUCGAUGGCAGCACCGCGCUUGUUUCUCAUGAAGAUCUGGCUUCUUCGCAGAAGGCAGGAUCGACUCAUGAUAUGUUCCAGUGUCAAUGCAAACCGUGCACUAUCCGUGUUUCGUUUUGGGAAUUUGGCCAUGCUUUGAUAGCACACAUAAACCCGAAAUCAACAGAGGACAAAAAGAAAAAGGGUCAAUGGGUAACCCCUGCCGCCGAGUUCUUCGAACGGUUUUAUGGGCAUCUCAUUCGAUUGAACGACACCAAAGGCUUCGUACGAUGGAAUCCUGCGACGCGCACAAACACCCACUUCGACAAAACAGCCUUCACCGCGUACGUUGGUCAAGUAUUAUUCGAUUGUUUUAAUACCACCGACAAGAAUCAAAGCGAAGGCGCAAAGCAUGAAAUUGGUAAAGGAGCCAAGAAGGUUGUCGACAUCAUAUUCGGACGAUUGCGAUGGAGGGAGGCUGAGGACGCCAAGCCUCCUGUGGACAACAGCCAUCUGAUCGCUUUCAGAAACGGCCUUGUUUACGACCGAAAAGUCGGUGAAUAUCGGGAGCGCACCGAUGAAGACGGCGAUAUUGAAGCGUUUGACUAUGAUCUUGUUGAGUGGGAUCCCGAGAAGUAUCCCAAACAGCGGUACUUGUGGGAUGCCUUUUGCAAAAUGUGGCCUGAUUCCUCCGAUCGUUUCUUCGGGCUCACCAAUCUCAGUACCAUCCUGGGAAGCAGACGCGGUCUUCGUGAACUGCUUAUACUUUACGGUCCAAGUUCCAAUGGCAAAAGUUUGGUUGGAAGAUUGAUGAAACUUAUGACAUGUUAUCGGUUUCUGGGAGCGACCGCCAGCAGCCUACAAAGCAAACCGGGGAACGGAAAUAAGCCGUCUGACAUUCACUGGAAAAUGGGGCAAAAAUCAACACUUAUCACUUGGUUUUCUGAAGGGGAUGAGAAGGAUUUGUAUUCCGGCUCGGCCGUCAAAAUGGCUGUCGGAGGAGAUUCUGCGUACGUUAGGAGGGCUUAUGGCAAGAAUGAAGAACUUACGAUAACGGGAUUGGUUGUUCUCGCUACAAAUCAUCUUCCAUAUUUCGAUUGUGGACUCUACGACAACGAUCACAGAGAUAUUACGGACAAGUUGGUUGUAAUACCUUGCAAAUCGAAGUUCGUCAGCGCUCAUGAACAUGAAGAUCCGAGUCAACAUGUAUAUUACAAGGACGGUGAACUCGACCGGCUCAUCAACAACGAAGACCGGGACUUAGCGAGUGCCAUGAUGGCACUCAUGGUUUCUUUGCAUCACGAUCAUCUUCAAACGGAAGAAUAUCCAUUACUGAGCAAGCCCGCGUCAGUGAUUUCAGCGACUGCAGAUUUAGUCACAAGAGUGCAUCCGUAUCGAACUUUUGUAAAAGAAAUGUGCGCUAUUGAAGAAGGCGCCAAAAUGCGACAAUGCAUGGCUAUGGCGUGCCUCCAAAAUUGGACAAAACAGCAUCCAGUAUGGCGCAAAUGCUCACCGCGGACCCAGGAUUUCAAGGCUUUCCUGCUUCACGCGUACCCUGCCGUCUCCUUUGGUACGAACCGACGAAUCGACGGGGUCCAAACAACCGGGUUUUACGGGAUCCGGUUGAAGGAAGAGGAGGGGGACAAACAUGGAGGACGUGAUAAGUUCCUACUGAGCGAUAUUGACAUCCUAUCAAAAGCCAUUGAAGAGUAG